Culex pipiens pallens (northern house mosquito) is the source of this 1692-nucleotide messenger RNA. Its product is annotated as CD63 antigen. Bases 705 to 1409 code for a protein of 234 amino acids. The transcript is spliced from 6 exons. The record is from RefSeq and is a predicted model, not a curated record. Lineage: Eukaryota; Metazoa; Arthropoda; Insecta; Diptera; Culicidae. Gene Ontology annotation, cellular component: membrane.
UCAGUUAGUUUACAAAGAACCUUCGUCGCGUACGGUUGUGCAAGCGUUCCCUUUUCCGACAAAGAGAAAGAGCUUGAGCUGGUGUUCCCUGCGUCGGCGUGUGUCUUCUAGGGUGAAAGUACGGCGUUCGCGCGAGUGUGUGCGUGUGUGUGUUCAAUCUGAUACCUUUGUCUAUGCUGCGUUGAAGUAGCCCACAGGACGAGCCCCCAGAAAGGAUCUGUGUCCGCUAAUCCUCAAUAGUGAUUGUGAUUGUCCACGCGGUUCGUCGAUUGGCCGUCUAUUGUGUGCGAAAACCGCUGCUUCUUUCCGACGGCCAAGUGCACAAGUGUGUUGUUUGUCUGGGCUUCUAGUGUGUGAAAGGGAAUACAGAGUGUGAGCAGAGUUGUCCAGACGAGACAGAUUCGUCGUCAUCGUCGUCGGAAACGAACAGGAUUUUUCCCUCCUCGCCCUCUUCGUUGGAUUACUCUACACAGUUUUUGGGAACGGGAGUCGCGACUGCAUCAGCAUCUCUCUCCCUCGACGUAUAAUCACUUGUUGUUGUCUGGCUUCACGGCUAAAGUGUGUAAAUCACCCCACAUACACAAACAGACGCACGCACACGUGCGUGUUUUGGGAUUCGGACGGAUUGAGACGUUCGCUGCGGAAUAAAGCGAACUCAACACCUUAAUUCUUGUAUCGAGGACCCGUCGAGAAAAACCGCCAAAAUGCCUUCGGUGGGCGUAGCCUGUGUCAGAUAUCUGGUGUUUUUCUUCAAUUUCCUAUUUGCGGUCACCGGAUUGGUUGUCAUCGUGACCGGUGCCAUCAUCCAGUCAUCGUACCAUCACUACUCCAAUUUCCUCGGUGAAAGCUUCUGGACAGCGCCGAUAGUGCUAAUCGUGAUUGGAUCCGUCAUCUUUGUGGUCGCCUGCUUCGGAUGCUGUGGCGCGGCCAAGGAGAGUCCCUGCAUGAUCAUCACGUUCUCCGUCUUUCUCGGGCUGGUCUUCCUGGCGGAGAUCGGAAUCGGCGUCGCCGGCUACUACAAGCACGAGGAGCUGAGCGGCGUGCUGGAGAAGGGCUUCAACGAAACGCUGGACAACUACUCCAACAGUCUGCCGGCGCAGGAGGCCUGGAACCUGGUCCAGUCGGAGAUGAAGUGCUGCGGCGUGAACGGGCCCAAGGACUGGGAGCCGAUCUUCAAGAACGACACCGUGCCCAAGUCGUGCUGCCACGAGCUGCCGAUCGGGACGAACAAGUGCACCCGGAAGCACGCCGACCCGGAGGGUUGCUUCCCGAAGCUGUCUGCGUUUUUGGGCUCCAAGUCGCUGAUUCUGGCCGGGAUUGGAGUUGGAUUGGCGGCCGUUCAGCUUGUGGCCGUCCUGUUGGCUUGCUGCCUGUACGGAUCCUUCCGACGACAGUACGAGACCGUCUAAAUUGAGUGCGACGACGACGGCGCGAAGAUUCAUCAGGAAGCGUGAGAGAACAUCUUUGGCUAAGAAUUAUAGAGGAAGCCAUAUCGAUUUACUGCAGCGAGUAAAGUUUAGAAUUUCUUUGUAGAACCAGCUUAAUGAAAGUCUUGAAAAAAGGUACAAUAGAAACCGGAAAGGGAUAAGCAUCGUCUUAGGAGUGGAUAUUUGUUUGGCCUCCGUGCACAGAAAGUGAAAAUCUCAUCAAGAUUGCUAUUUAACGUGACUGGAAUCGAAUUUAUCGACAAAA